CUAAUCUUAUACCUGUGGGAGUCUGCAUUCAGAGAACUUUGGCCCUCGCGUCUUGAUCAAACAUCUAUUCUAAUGUUCAAGUCAUUCGCCCCAGUCCUGUCCAGAUGACAUCGACUCUCUCGUUCGACACUUCCACUUUGAAACUCUUAUGGUCGUGCUUAGCAGGAUGGACUGUGUUUUGCAGUCACAUUGAUAAACACCAACGUAUGUGUAUUAUCCAAGCUGUUCAACGAACUAACUGUUGCAUACGGAGUCAAAAAGAUUACAAGUUCACUGCCAGGAUACGAGCAUUCAAACACAUACUACCAUAUGGCUUCGACCGGCAUCUACACCUUAGAGUGCCAAGAUCACUGUUUCGACCCAAAAGGCGGGUCGGUUCGACAUCCGGAGUGGAUUGCUAUCUACGAUGGCGAUCCAAGCGACGUAUUGGAGGACGAGGAACUCAUGAGCAAACAUGCCUAUAGAUUCCUGUAUCCUUAGUGGGAGUCUCGAACAAUCAGCUGUCUGGAUCCAAUUUUCGAUAGUCAGCAUCCACGAGAUUGGUGUUCGCGUUUGAGGAUAUCCCGUCUAGUGGUCUCUA
Molecule: messenger RNA, 580 nt
Organism: Suillus discolor
Lineage: Eukaryota; Fungi; Basidiomycota; Agaricomycetes; Boletales; Suillaceae
Exons: 2
Coding region: 105-464 (119 amino acids)
Source: RefSeq, a predicted model, not a curated record